Messenger RNA from Gallus gallus (chicken), 1179 nucleotides. RefSeq names its product ribosomal protein L21 (gene RPL21). The record is from RefSeq and is a predicted model, not a curated record. Gene Ontology annotation, biological process: translation. Lineage: Eukaryota; Metazoa; Chordata; Aves; Galliformes; Phasianidae. The coding region runs from base 82 to 504 and encodes 140 amino acids. The transcript is spliced from 6 exons. Gene Ontology annotation, cellular component: ribosome; cytosolic large ribosomal subunit. Gene Ontology annotation, molecular function: structural constituent of ribosome.
CCUUUCGGCCCGCGCCGCCAUCUUGUGAGUGCUGCGCGAGCCACGCUGAAGCGUGGUGGCCGCUUUCAGUAAUCAGCCAAAAUGACGAACACAAAGGGAAAGAGGAGGGGAACUCGUUAUAUGUUCUCGAGGCCCUUUCGCAAACAUGGAGUUGUCCCUCUGGCUACCUAUAUGCGCAUCUACAAGAAAGGCGAUAUAGUUGAUAUCAAGGGUAUGGGUACAGUUCAACAAGGUAUGCCUCACAAGUGUUACCAUGGCAAGACUGGAAGGGUGUAUAAUGUUACUCAACACGCUGUGGGUGUUAUUGUUAACAAGAAGGUUAAGGGUAAGAUUCUUGCCAAGAGAAUUAAUGUGCGUAUUGAGCAUAUUAAACAUUCCAAGAGCAGAGACAGCUUUUUGCAGCGUGUGAAGGAGAAUGAAAAGAAGAAAAAGGAAGCAAAAGAAAAAGGCAUUUGGGUUCAACUGAAACGUCAGGAGGUUCCUCCUUCUUUUAGAGUAGAGUGACAGCCUGCAGUGUGUCUCCAUCUGAGCUGUCUGAUAUGCUUGUUGGCUGAACAGAACUGUGCUGUUCCUGGCUGAAAAUGAUGCCCUUGGCUGUGAGCAAAGGGACAGCUGCUUCCUGUUCAGGCAUCACAGCUAGAGGGUUGCUCAUCAGCAGCAGAAGCUGUGGCCAAUUUCUAGAAGUGAUGUUGUGUUUGGUUGAGUUGAAUUUAGCUGCAAUAGAAACUGUUAAAACUGAGUAACUAUAGACUUCAGAGGGAAGGUAAUAGCUAUUGCUUAUGGAACUAGAGGGUACUUUUUGUUGACUUGGAUUAGUAACUCAGAGGCUGAAUUGUAGUUGUCUCCAUUCAACAGUAAAAGCCAAAUCUUACAGCAGAUUCCUUUUCUUACAGCUGAUCUUCAAAGCAGAUUUUAGAGAGACUAGCAAUGAUAAAAUUGCUGUGAUGUUUGUAUGAUAAUACAUUAAAUUUGGUUGACAUGAAUUCUGUGUAAGGUUUCCUUUGAGCUUUUGUGCCCUGAAUUCUUUCUGUCUCUGUUUACAGCCUGCUCCACCAAGAGAAGCACACUUUGUGAGGACUAACGGGAAGGAUCCGGAGCUGCUGGAGCCAAUUCCCUAUGAAUUCAUGGCGUAAUGCACGUUUGAAUAAUAAAUUAAAGAUCUGCUUUUGGAUGAGUGUA